AUGCCGAUCCUGAAGAUGUGCAUAUUGCUUGAUGAUGACUAUGAGCCUAAGAUCCCUGAUUUUGGGUUGGCAAGGCUCAUGAAUCCCAUUGAUACCCACCUGAGCACAUUUGUCAAUGGUGAGUUUGGUGAUUUGGGGUACGUAGCUCCUGAGUAUACACGCACCCUUGUGGCCACCCCUAAAGGAGAUGUCUAUAGUUUUGGAGUCAUCUUACUUGAACUCGUCACUCGUGAAGAGCCAACACAUGUGUCAAAUGCCCCAGAGAACAUCAAAGGCAGUUUGGUGGAUUGGAUGACUUACCUAUCAAACAACUCUAUACUUCAGGAUGCGGUUGACAAGUCCUUGAUUGGGAAGGACAAUGAUGCUGAGCUGCUUCAAUGCAUGAAGGUUGCGUGCUUUCUUCUCCGAAGGAAAGACCUACAGUGUUUGAAGUUUACCAGCUUCUGA
Miscanthus lutarioriparius is the source of this 447-nucleotide messenger RNA. The record is from the annotation of a GenBank genome assembly. NCBI's taxonomy places the organism in Eukaryota, Viridiplantae, Streptophyta, Magnoliopsida, Poales, Poaceae.